AUGGCUAUCGACUUCCUGCUGUUACACUACACAACACGCUUGAUCGUAUUCCUCCUCGAUUGGUGUCUGGCGAUCCUGGUGCUGCGCAUUGAACAACCUUAUCUUCUGUCUGCCCUGCGUGCUUGGCUGGCGUACCGAGAUAUAGUGGUUGGUUAUCUCCUCAGUCCGGUGGGGAUGCUCGUCCCUGUGUGGUUCACCCAUCUCACGGGCAGUGAUCGUGUCAGAGAGUCAGAGACUGCGGUGGCGGCCCCGGGCGCACACCAAGUGACCUCGACACCUGGCGCUCCACGGGGGACGCCUACAGAAGACUUGCCGACGCACGGCAAAUCUCAGCUGGCGGGAGCUGACCGUGGGUGCGUACCGUCCGUCGUGGGACCCCAGACCCCCCUCCAUUGUGCACAGAUAGAGCAGCUCGAGGCGGCUUCCGGAGCGGCACAGGCGGAGAACGAUCGGCUGUCCGCCGAAAAUGAGCUCCUACAGUCAACCAUAGCCAGCCUACACAACGACCUCUCUGAGAUCCGGACCCUCAGGGCAGAGCCGGAUCAGGACCUCAAAGUCCUCGAGCAGCAGUCUGCGGAGAGGCUUCGCCAGUGCGACCACCUCAGCAGCCCAUGUGCCGAUCUCACACAGGAUGCCCAACGACUCGAACGACGAGUGGGUGAGCUCGAGCAAGGACUGCUCGGCUCACGGAACUUGGUGCGGCUCUACCGGAGAAAGACGGCCCUGCUGGAAGCGACGUCUCGCGUGCGACGGUAUGUCGCCGCUUCCCUUGACCGCAAAAAUCGACACAACGAAGACCGCAUCCGUCGGCUGACGGCAGAACGAAACGACGUCCUCGCCGCCACGGACAUGUGGAUCAGUCAACCGUGGUUCCGGGACUCCCUCCCCAGAAUUGUGUUCACUGCGCAAGUCGUCGACGCUCGCGCGUCGCUCCAGGAUGCCCCCGCCGUGGCCAGAACCAUUGACGUCUUGGGUGACGGCAUCCUCCAUCCAGUGUCGGGCGCGUCGGCCUCUCCCCGCCGGUUGCACACGUUUGACCACGUCUCUGCCGACACAGAAGAAACCCAGCGAGGUCGACAGGCCUUUGCGGACGCCCUGCUCUCGUUUCAUGGCUACCACGGUCGGGCAAUCUGCUUCAUCGCGGACGGUGAAAGCGGCACGGGAAAGACGUACAACAUGUUCACGAGGCCCGACUCCCUCGCCCGUCGGGCGCUGUACUGGGCCAGGGGGGCCGCGGUCCGCAGUGCCUGCGCAAAAUUUAAUCCGGCGAACUUCAACACCAGUAGUGACGCGACCGCGACCUGUUCUUUUGAGAUCGCGAUCACGGAGUGGCUCCCCUCGUCCUCCUCGAAAGGGCGGGUCGUCGCUUACGACCACCUACGAAAUCUGCCUCCCCGGGUGGAGUUUGACUGCUGCUCUCGCCAACCGCUCGAGGGGAUCGGCAACCCCACCGAGCGGGAGCGGUGGUACGGUGUCGAGUUCCCCCGUCGCCGUGCCGACGAGGAUAUAGGACCAGCCCUCGACCGAAUGCUUGACGAUGCGCUGCAGGAGCGCAGGGCCGCGCCAACGCCACUGAAUGCGUGUUCGUCGCGCAGUCACCUCGUCCUGUCCGUCAGGGUGGACGGUGCCGGCCCCGCGGGUGUCCACGUGAUCGACCUGGCCGGGAGCGAGGUCGCCAUGGCCAAGUCGGCCGACGACCGCCUGGCGGCGGAGAAUGCGUUUAUCCACUCCAGUCGAUAUGCGAUCCUACAACAGCAGCGAGCCUACGUCAGCGGCGACGUCGUCACUCGGGACCCCAAGUCCAUCCCUCAAUGGGAGUCCAUGCUGAAGCAUGACAAUCCCACCAUCGUCUACAUGGCGCACCUGCACCCGGGACUGGGACGCGAGGGCGCCACCGUGCAAAUGCUCCAAGACGUGCGAGACCUGCAGGAGCGACAGGCCAAGCGGACGACGAAGGCCAAGCUGCCGGCGGGCAACCGAUGA
This is a messenger RNA of Fonsecaea erecta, 1983 nucleotides long. RefSeq lists its product as hypothetical. The record is from RefSeq and is a predicted model, not a curated record. Gene Ontology annotation, molecular function: microtubule binding; ATP hydrolysis activity; ATP binding. The coding region runs from base 1 to 1983 and encodes 660 amino acids. Lineage: Eukaryota; Fungi; Ascomycota; Eurotiomycetes; Chaetothyriales; Herpotrichiellaceae. Gene Ontology annotation, cellular component: kinesin complex; microtubule. Gene Ontology annotation, biological process: microtubule-based movement. The transcript is spliced from 2 exons.